Cherax quadricarinatus is the source of this 857-nucleotide messenger RNA. NCBI's taxonomy places the organism in Eukaryota, Metazoa, Arthropoda, Malacostraca, Decapoda, Parastacidae. The record is from RefSeq and is a predicted model, not a curated record.
UCAAUUCUUUUUUCAUAAACAGUCCACGUCUGCUCAAGUAUGGUUCCACUUCCUCUGUUGAAAGUUCACCUCACACUGGAGGAGCAAGAACAGGUAGUGAGAGGGGAAGCAUCGAAUCACUCACCCGCUCUGACUCUCUAGCUCGUUCAGAGUCUGAUGUGACUCGUGACUCUCCUAGACCGCGUACCAAAUCUAGAGAGACAGAUGAUGAAGAGGAGGAAGAGGAGGAGCAGAGUAUAGAAGAGAAGAGUCGCAGUGUUACCAGUCUUAUUGGGAAGCUAGCAAGUGAAGGAGUAAUGAAGAGGUCUCCAGACAUGAGUGCAAGGAAGGCUUCAACGUCAUCUAACAUCAGUUCUAUCGAUGACAAAAGUCGUAGUGAGGAAGAUGGUAAAGAAGACUCCCCUCCUAGGAAGAUGGUUGGCUUACCCAAGAUUGGUAUGGGUAUUGGUGGCAACAUCCUUGCUGAGAUGAAGAUGAUGCAAGAGAAGCGAACAUCAUUCCUACCCAAGGAGGAAGAUAGAGACCGAGAAGAAAAGAAAGAAAUCCCUUCCAGUAGCCUCCUAUCUGGUGUCAGACUACGAUCAACUGGCCUUGCCGACAGCCUCAAGUCUCCUACCAAUGGUUUCCCACGAGGCUCUGGUGGAAAUAAAUCGCCAAAUUGUAACAGAGAUUCUUGUAUUGAUUCAACAGGACUGAGCCCGAACACCAAGCCUGUGAUCACCGCCCUCAAACCUAAGCCCCUUCCCCCUCUCGCACCUAAACCACGACCCAAGUCUGUCAUUGGAGGAGACCGCAGAUCAGGUAAUAAUCAAGGGUCUGUUACGUGUUAUGGCCAAGAAUAAAUUGAACAAAGUAUU